Sinocyclocheilus rhinocerous is the source of this 2653-nucleotide messenger RNA. Its product is annotated as mitogen-activated protein kinase kinase kinase MLT-like. Lineage: Eukaryota; Metazoa; Chordata; Actinopteri; Cypriniformes; Cyprinidae. Gene Ontology annotation, cellular component: cytoplasm. The transcript is spliced from 20 exons. Gene Ontology annotation, molecular function: ATP binding; MAP kinase kinase kinase activity; protein binding. The record is from RefSeq and is a predicted model, not a curated record. Bases 15 to 2573 code for a protein of 852 amino acids. Gene Ontology annotation, biological process: protein phosphorylation.
ACAGCGCAGUUCUGAUGUUAGCAGCUCUGAUCAGGAAGAAGUUGUUACACGUGAAAACACCGCAGCGGACGCUGCAAAUAUCUCAGUCACAAGUUCAACAAGAUCUUCUUGACUGCUGUCCAUCUCUCCAGGGAAGACUGUCAGCGGAGUACAGGAGUGCGGGAGAGAAGUGUGUUUCUAAGUGCCAUUAUGCCAUGGCAUCUCUGGGCACCUCCUUUGUGCAAAUCAAAUUCGAUGACAUCCUCUUCUACGAGAACUGCGGCGGCGGGAGUUUCGGGAGCGUGUAUCGCGCCCGCUGGCUCUCGCAGGACAAAGAGGUGGCGGUGAAAAAGCUUCUGAAGAUUGAAAAAGAGGCAGAGAUUUUGAGUGUUCUCAGUCAUCGAAACGUCAUCCAGUUUUAUGGAGCGGUUCUGGAAGCACCUAACUAUGGGAUUGUUACAGAGUACGCCAGCGGUGGAUCUCUGUUCGACUAUCUGUCCAGCGCUGAGAGUGAAGACAUCAGUAUGAAGCAGAUUAUGACCUGGGCAAUGGACAUCGCUAAAGGCAUGCAUUAUCUGCACGCCGAGGCCCCGUUAACAGUCAUUCACAGAGACCUCAAGUCCCGAAAUGUUGUGUUGACAGCAGAUUCAGUACUCAAGAUCUGUGAUUUCGGGGCGUCUAAGUUUCAGUCUCACACCACCCACAUGUCUCUGGUGGGCACGUUUCCCUGGAUGGCCCCUGAAGUCAUCCAGAGCCUCCCAGUGUCUGAGACCUGCGACACAUACUCGUACGGAGUGGUCCUGUGGGAGAUGCUGACUCGUGAAGUUCCCUUCAAAGGUCUGGAGGGGCUGCAGGUGGCCUGGCUGGUGGUGGAGAAGAGCGAGAGGCUGACGAUUCCCAGUAGCUGCCCGGCCAGUUUCGCCUGUCUGAUGAGAAGCUGCUGGCUGACAGAACCGAAAGACAGGCCGCUGUUCAAACACAUCUUGUCCACGCUGGAGUCCAUGUGGAACGACAGUCACUUACCUGAGGAGUGCAACACUUUCCUGCACAAUAAAGCAGAGUGGAGGUGUGAGAUUGAGGCGACUCUAGAGCGUCUGAAGCGGCUGGAGAGAGAUCUGAGCACCAAAGAGCAAGAGCUGAAAGAAAGAGAGAGAAGGCUAAAGAUGUGGGAGAGAAAGCUCAUCGAGCAGUCCAACACACCGCUUCUCCCAAACCUGGCCAUCCACUCCUGGACAGAAGAACAUGUGCAUUUCUGGAUGGAGCAGAUUUUUCAAGGUGAUGGAGAGCUGCAGCAGUACGCCGAAAUCUUCAAGCAGAAUCACAUCACAGGACAGAGACUGCUGCUGCUGUCCGAGACGGACAUGAGAGAUCUGGGUGUGACGUCUAAAGGACACAUCAUACAUCUCAAGACCGAAAUUGAGAAACUUACCCACGACUACCUGAACCUGUUCCACUUUCCGCCAUUGAUCAAGGAUGGUUUGGCCACGGAGGAAGCAGAGGAGGAGUGGAGGAAGACUGUGAAUCUGGAGUUGGUGUUUGGAUAUCACUGGAAAGCAGGCACAGGCCAAACGGACUGCAAAUGGAAAAUGUACAUGGAGCUUGAUGGGGAUGAGGUGGCAAUCGCAUAUAUCAAAGACGUGACCUUUAAUGCCAACAGACCAGACGUAGAUGUAUUAAAGAUGACCAAGCCACCGUUUGUGAUGGAUAAGUGGAUCGUGGGGAUUUCUGGCACACAAACCGUUGACUGCACAGUAAACUAUGAGGGUAACGUGAGAUCUCCUAAGUGCACGAGACACGAGCACAGAGUGCAGUGGAGUCCAGACAGCGGGAGGGACGUGAUCAGACCUGUAGAGCUGGUCAUUGAGACGGCGCCAAGCAUCAGGGAAGGUCACAACAGAAGCAGGUCCAACUCAGGUGUUGAUCCCAGAUGGAUUUACAGUCUGAGAAUGAAGCAGUGGAGAGAGCAAGCUGCCCAGGAGUCCACAGGCAAGAUGACCCUCCCUCAGUUCCUCUCCGUCAUCGGGAACCAAUCAUCGUACACCGCCGCUGUCAGGAGAUCGCACAAUCUCAGCCCUCUCACUCCAUGGACAGACUCGCGGAGUUCCUCUCCCACCCUUUCCGUCAAACUCUCUACCAUCCAUCUGGGGUCAAAGGGCAGCAGCCCGUCAAGCACGACAUCUGAGAGCACCUUGGAGCGAGAGCGGCCCCCUAGUGCUGGAGAUAAACACAACUACCACAGAAAAGCAUACUACACGUUUAAAACCAACGGAGGAGGAAGAGGAGAAGUGGAAGCCAGAAGGCCUAAUCAGAUGUCACAGAGAGGAUCCAGAGGCUUGCAACAUGCUGGACGGCCCCGAAACAACAACUCCUAUAUAACACCGUCUAACCACCAACGCCCAAUACCGGGGAUGUCCGUUGUCACUGAGGGGGUGAAGCAGAAAGGGGCGUCUGUAGAGGCCGGGUCUGGUGAUGGGGACUGGAUUAAAGUAGAAAGAAAGAAACCUAAUAAACAGGAACAUAAGCACCAGGAAGUGAGGCAGGGCAGAGGCCGGCCGCGCAGAGGAGGGAGAGGCGGUGGGCGUGGCCGAAGUUGAGUGCUUAUAAAGCGUUACACCGUGUCCUAACUAGCCAAGAUUCCAGCGACAAGCAAUUUGGGUGUCCAUACCAGACGCGA